Agrilus planipennis (emerald ash borer) is the source of this 5843-nucleotide messenger RNA. RefSeq names its product protein eyes shut. Bases 952 to 5802 code for a protein of 1616 amino acids. Gene Ontology annotation, cellular component: protein-containing complex; plasma membrane. The transcript is spliced from 17 exons. Gene Ontology annotation, biological process: establishment or maintenance of epithelial cell apical/basal polarity; heterophilic cell-cell adhesion. NCBI's taxonomy places the organism in Eukaryota, Metazoa, Arthropoda, Insecta, Coleoptera, Buprestidae. Gene Ontology annotation, molecular function: calcium ion binding. The record is from RefSeq and is a predicted model, not a curated record.
UCUGCGGGAGGUACAUAGUGUAUCCGUAUGCUAGGACAAUAUUAAUUAAUUUCCAGUAUAUUAACAUAUAUGUAUCAGUAAUUUAGUCAUUUGGAAGGAUACCAAAAAAAUAUAUAUAAUGCUAUACUAAUGUCUAAAAUAUAAUAAAGACAGAUUACAGAAAUUAUAUGUACAAUCCUCGUACUACAAAUUCAGUGUUACAUAUUCUUUUUUAUCUAAAAAUGAAUUAUUAUGUUAUUGUAAUUUUUGUUUCAGGAAUUCUUGAUUCCGAUAGGUAACCUGUGCUUUUUAACCCACUGUUAAGUUUAGAUGCUGGCAAAAUUAGACUUUUAUUUCUUUAACUUCACAAUCAAAAAUGGCAUUUAAAAUUUUUUCCUGAGGUUAUUUACCCACUACAUUUUUGUAAGCACUUCCCCACGCUAUUGAAAAGUGCAUAAUAGACAUUUAACAAAUUUUUUGUAUUAAGGUCAUUACGGAGCUUAUAGAAUACAAAAUAUGUAAAAACAUUUUAAUUAGUUUGUUGCAGUUGAAUAUUCACCCAGAAAAGAUUUUCUGUUCUUUCUUUUCUGUUCUAGAUAUACAUACAUAAAACAUGAACCAAAAUAACAUUCUCAUUAAAAAAAAGCUUAUCGACCACUAUGCCGGUUGAAUAUAACCAUACUACCAGUAAAUAUAAUUAUUCUUAUUCAACAAGCUUUAAUUGCAUGUUGUUAACAUGUUGCUUUAAAAGUGGGUAACAAUUUUAAACAGUGUGAAACCGUAAAUACCUACACAGUAGUUUCCAGAAUUGAAUGGGAAAGCUGCAAGUAAGCUUAUUUAGCACAAUGUAAUUUUGUAAAAGUAAAACGGAAGGAUGUAGUCAAUUGCAAAAUGAAGGAACACCGUUGCGAAUAAUUUAAUUGUCCCAUAUUACAUCAUUAUGACUGGAAUCAAUCUAAAACCUUGCUGUAAAUGGAAUCUUCAAUAAUGUCACAUUCGAUAAAUCGUUGGUUUUGGUAUUAUGCUCUCUUAUCUAUCAGCCUGGUUCACGUGAAAUCAAGCUUUGUCUGUCUGAGUAAUCCCUGUGUACACGGGGUUUGCGUUGAGCAAAAUAAUUCUCAAUAUUCCUGCUACUGCAUCGAUGGAUAUACUGGGGUACAAUGUCAGACGAAUUGGGACGAAUGUUGGUCAAAUCCAUGUCAAAAUGGGGGAAUCUGUAUCGACGGUAUAGCGUCUUUCAACUGUACCUGUCCUCCGGGAUUUGUAGGUGAUUUAUGUGAAGAAAACUUUGACGAGUGUGAAAGUAACCCUUGCCAAAACAACGGCACGUGCAUAGAUGCAAUGAAUGGUUAUAUAUGUAGUUGUCAACCUGGAUACUUAGGUGUCCACUGUGAGAUAGAUGUUGCGGUAUGCAACACAACCGCUGAAACAAGAUGCGCAAACGGGGGAGAAUGCGUUGAAGGCCCAGGGAUGACCUUCACUUGCAAAUGCUCAAAAGGUUGGGGAGGAUUUUUAUGUGACGUGGAACUUAACGAAUGUAUGUCAGAUCCUUGCCAAAAUGGUGCCCUUUGUAUCGAUUUGCAUGCCGAUUACUUGUGCGCAUGUCGAUUUGGGUUUACAGGAAAAAAUUGCGAAGAAAAAGUAAUUUUCUGUGAACACAGUCCUUGUAGAAAUGGGGCCUUGUGCCUGAUGGAAGAUAAUCACCCAGUGUGUUACUGCGUUCCGGAUUAUCACGGAGAAAAAUGCGAACUUCAAUACGACGAAUGUCAGUUAGGACCAAGGUGUAUGAAUGGGGGAACUUGUAUAGACGGAGUAGACAGUUUUUCUUGCUCCUGUCCACCGAAAUUAACAGGAUUGCUCUGCGAAUGUCUUGUAGUAUCAGAUACCGAAAUAGACUGUUCUUAUGUCAGUACCAUCACCACUUCUGUUUCCACUCUUACAAAUCUCACUAGCACCACCUCAUUUAUUUCAACCACUACAGAACCUCCACUGACACAAAGAACAAUUGCCCUGUCAACUAUGUCUUCUACUAAUGUGCCAAAUGAUACAAUUACAUUUUUUGAAACCUCAAGUACUUCUACAACAUUUUUAGAAACAAAUGUUACAUCGACGGCUCUAUCUACUCUAACAACUUUUUUACCAACAUCUCCUGUUGAAACGUGGAGUCAUUCUUCGGAAAGUACCACCUUAGAAAUUAUCACCAGCAAAUCUACAGCAAGCUUCUUUAACGAAUCAUUCACAGAAACUACCACAGAAAUAUUCACCACUGACACGUAUACAACUUUUGAAGAAACUGAACAUGAACCUAUCUCAACUGUAACAACAUCAACCACAAUCCCUCCAACUACAGAAAGAACAACAGAGUACAAAUCCUCUCCUUCAACUUCUUCAACAGAGGUGCCAGUUAGUGAAAAUACUUCUACUAUGCAGACAACAUCAUGGAAUCCAUCAACAACUGUAAUUACAGAGUAUUUUAGUACAAUGUCAUCUACCACGUUGAUACCAAUUACAACUUUAACAACUGCAACAACAACAACUUCUUCAAUCGUUCAAACGGCCCCUACUUGGUCUAAUAGAACAUUAACAACUACCAGUGAACCUUCUACUUCUCCUUUGAUAACAGAAUACACGGUGACCGUGGUACCCGUUACAGGCCCUAAUACUAGUCCAGAAACCACUCUAUUUUUUACCGAAACCCCUGUAGUCACAACUGAAACAUCAACAACCACUAUUUCCAGUACAACAGAAACAACCACUGUAGUUUCAGAAAAUUUUACUGUAAGCACUAUGUAUCCGGACUGCAGUCGUGACGAAAAUCGUUGCCAAAAUGGCGGCACUUGCAUUUUCGGGGCUCAGGGACAUAAGUGUAUCUGCCCUUUUAAUACUGAAGGACCGCUUUGCGAACUUCGUAAAGGCAUCUUAAACGCUGCUUUUGGUGGAAAUUCCUAUUUGGUCCAUCGACUAACAAAUAUAAGCGGGGUUGAAGUACAAUUCAAAGCCAAAACGGUUUCUGAAAAUGGUUUAUUACUUUAUUCUACCAUAGAUGGAACAUAUAUGUGUUUAUACAUUGAAAAAGGAUUUUUAAAGUUUAAAUUUUCCUGCGGAUAUCAGACCAUGUUGCUCAGCGAAUUAAAAAAUCCGAUCAACAACGGUUUCGAUACCAUAAUUUACUCAAAGUUGGAGUUCGACAAGGAUUUUAAACGAUGUUUUUCUCUUGUUAAAAUAAACAAUACUUUAAGUAUGAGCGGGGACCAAAUUGCCAUGGUGGCAAAACUGCACAAGCCGUCGGCUUGGUUGUAUUUGGGGGGAACACCAGAAGAACACUCUGUGGAGUUACCUUCAGCGGGUUUUGUUGGGUGUAUGGGUAGCUUGAGAAUAUCUGGCCAUAGAAUGAGUAUAUACGGGGAUGCCGAAGAAGGAAAAGAAAUUACCGAAUGUUCCUCGUUGGUUUGCUUAUCAAAUCCGUGCAAAAAUGGGGGUACUUGUAAUUCUAAUCAGAAGGGUUGGAAUUGUUUGUGUAAAAAUGGAUUUUUGGGUAGCACUUGCGAGAAGUCGAUUUGUGAUAAUAAUCCGUGCCUCUUUGGAGCCACAUGCCUGGCCUUUACCGGAAGUGGUUACAUUUGUUUGUGUCCUUUCGGAAAACAUGGUCAUUUUUGUGAAAAUGAUAUACAGAUAUCAGAGACAUAUUUUUCUCCAACUAUUGACGGUUAUUCCUCAUACUCGGCCUAUCCCAUCCCACCUGGUGCCAUAUUGGACAAUAUGGAAUUAAAAUUCAAAUUUUCUCCUGCUACAAUGGAUCAAAUUUCGAUACUUAUGUUCAUAGGCAAGUCUGGAAUGCACGACGGUACAUCUGACCACAUGGCAGUGAGUUUUGUCAAGGGAUUUAUAAUGUUAACAUGGAAUUUAGGGGCAGGACCAAGACGAAUAUUUACGUCCCGACCAAUAGAAAAGGAUAAGGAAGAAUAUCUGGUAAAAUUGGGAAGAAGUGAAAGAAGAGCUUGGCUAGCGGUGGAAGGGUUGGGGAACGUUACUGGAAGAUCUAAAGGAAAAUUUGUUCAAUUGGACGUUGUUCCCAUGUUAUAUUUGGGUGGAUAUGAUUCAUUAUACUUUUCGACGCUUCCACAUGAUUUGCCAUUGCAUACUGGAUUUGAAGGAUGUAUUUUUGACGUCGAACUUAAAGCCGGAAGUGUUGUUAUUCCUUUACAAAGUUCAAGACACGCUCUCGGUCGUGCGAUCGGGCAAUGUGGAAUCUCCGAAUGUCAUGAAAAUUCAUGCCAAAACGGUGGGAUUUGUUUGCAUCAUGCUAGUACAUUCAGUUGUUUAUGCCAAGACGGAUGGUUUGGACCUUUGUGCUCUUUACAGUACAAUCCUUGUGAUGAAACUCGUCAUAAUUGUUCUAGUGGCUCUGUUUGUGUUCCAUAUGAGGACACAUACGAAUGCAAUUGUCCGUUCGGAAAAACCGGAAAAUUCUGUCAAAACAACAACGAAUUGACUGACAUUACGUUUUCUGGAAAACGAUCCUUCUUAAGCUUGAUAGCCGUCGAUCUAAUUCCUACAAAAUUCGAUAUUCAAUUCGAACUUAGACCUCUAAGCGAAAUGGGCCUUGUUCUCUACAUUGGAAGUAAUGGAAAAAGCUUCUUCUCAUUAUCAAUUCAGAGCGGUUUUCUGGAACUAAGAACACUACCAGCUAAUCGUAUUCAAACGACAAAGGAAGUAUUGAUUUUGAGAAGCAGAAAACUUCUUGCAAAAGGAAAUUGGUAUAACGUACGGGUUGGGCAGUUUGGGAGGAAAUUAUAUGUGGCCGUUGAAAACAUUACUAACACAGUUCUUUUAGAACGAAACGACCAUUUGAAGCUAUCAGGAGAUUUGAUAUUUCUGGGUGGUUUAGCAGAUAUGUCCGAAUUACCCACAGUAGCUGUAGCAACAUUACCGAUACCGUAUACAGGGUGUUUGCGCCGUUUAAAAAUAGACACGAAACCUAUAGAUUUCAACUUUUCAACCGUAAAAAUUUCGCAAAACGUUGACGACUGUGAUGGAACUCCAUGUGGUGGAGAUUAUUGUAAAAAUAACGGGAUUUGUUGGUUGGAUUCUCAGUUAAAGCCUCACUGUUCGUGUACAAAAUUUUACGGGGGUUCAAGGUGUGAGAAUCCUGUCUCUUGCCAGGAGAAGGGUUGCAGGAACGGUGGCAAAUGCGUGAAUUAUGGUUGCAACUGUGUCAUGGGAUUUUCUGGGGCCUUUUGUGAGACUGCUACAAAAGUCACGACUCCCGAAUUCAUGGGAAACAGUUAUAUUAUAUUGAAGAAAAUCGAUAAGAAAAGAGAUCUGGGGAAAAUUGGGGUGAAAAGUUUGUAUAUAAAUUUUACAACUGCAGAUAAAAAUGGACUCAUAUUUUGGGGCAGCAAGCACGAAAAUUUCGUUGGAAUUGGCAUCGAAGGUGGGCAUUUAAAGUUGGCAUACACUAUCAAAAAUGGCAACAGAACCAUUAUCGAAAUACCGGAAACUGAAUCAUUAGCUGACGGUAUUUGGCACACGCUGGAAAUAAGUUUCGGCAAAACGAAUCUUCUAGUUAAAAUUGAUGGGAAGAUAGUUCUUUCGCAAAAUCAAAGCAACUUCGUUGCUGAUUUGUUCGAUCUAUCGGACGGUGUCCUCUACUUGGGGGGUCUACCUACUGAGAAAAACGAAACUAUCUGGCAGAAAACGCACAAUAUGUUUCACGCUUACUUUAAAGGAUGUAUAAAAGCCUUUGGAAUAAACAAUAUCUUAGCAGUCACCGAUUUUUCUCAUUAUGAUGGAUCGAAUAUCGGAAUUUGCAACGUCAUUUAAAAUUAAAAUUAGCUCAAAAAUUAAUAAUAAAACAAACGCUG